GAUGCAUGUGCUUUUGGAAGCUGUUGAGACUGAGGGAUAUAUUCUCCAAUAAUGCAGAAAAGUAAUAAUCACAGUAAUCCGUCUACACCUAGAGCUCGGCAUCGUAGACGGUCAAGUGAGGCCAUACCUGAUAUUACUAAUGGAACACCUUUGCUUAUCAAUGAUACUGAGAAAUAUAAAUCGAUGCGAAUCCGUGUAUAUUCUGCUUUGUGGAUGCUCGUGGGAUUCAUCUUGAUCGUUUACCUAGGUCAUCUUUAUAUUUGUGCAAUGGUCAUUGUUAUACAAAUACUAAUGGUGGCGGAACUGUUCAAUUUACUUAGAAGAGCUCAUGAAAACAGGUGUCUUCCUGGCUUUAGGCUCCUGAAUUGGCAUUUUUUCUUCACAGCUAUGCUCUAUGUUUAUGGGCGCAUCUUAAGUCAACAACUCGUCAAUACUGUCACUUCUGAUAAAUUCUUAUAUAAGCUUGUGAGCGGUCUUAUCAAGUAUCAGAUGGUCAUCUGCUAUUUUUUAUAUAUAGCAGGAUUUGUGUGGUUCAUUCUUACACUGAAAAAGAAGAUGUACAAGUAUCAGUUUAGUCAAUAUGCAUGGACACACAUGAUUCUCAUUGUCGUAUUCAGUCAGUCCUCUUUAACAGUGGGCAAUAUUUUUGAAGGAAUAUUCUGGUUUGUUUUCCCAGCACUACUUAUUGCUAUCAAUGACAUAGCUGCUUACUUCUUUGGGUUUUUCUUUGGAAAAACCCCUUUAAUAAAGCUUUCACCGAAGAAGACAUGGGAAGGUUUUAUUGGAGCAUCCGUUGCAACCAUGAUAUCAGCUUUUGUGUUUGCAAACAUCCUUGGUGGCUUCCAGUGGUUAACAUGUCGGAGGAAGGAUUUAUCAACAGGAUGGCUUCAAUGUGAUCCUGGCCCACUUUUUAAGCCAGAAUAUUAUCCAUUACCUAGAUGGUUUCUUUGGAAAGAGAUUUCAGUGCUGCCAGUGCAAUGGCAUGCUUUGUGUUUUGGUUUAUUUGCAUCCAUUAUAGCCCCUUUUGGGGGCUUCUUUGCCAGCGGUUUCAAAAGAGCUUUUAACAUCAAGGAUUUUGGUUAUAGUAUACCUGGACAUGGCGGUUUUACUGAUAGAAUGGACUGCCAGAUGGUGAUGGCGGUUUUUGCAUACAUAUAUAUCCAAUCAUUCAUAAUCCCUCAGACUUAUCCCGUGGAGAUUAUUCUGGACCAGAUUUUAAGGAGCCUUACUUUUGAGGAACAGAAAGAGUUGCUAAAGAAACUGGAGCUGGUUUUGGCGGAGAGGCAAUUUGGAACAAUUUGAAGCAGCUAUAUUUAUUUUUAUUUUGUUGCUUUUUCCUCUAAAAUCAAAUUAGGAAAUUACAGGAGACAUACAAUGAGCAUAGGAUAUAUUUUGCCUUUACAAAAGAAUCCAUAUAGUGAUGUUUAAAAUCAAACAGUAGUCUGGUAGUUGAAAACCCUUCCUCCCUCUUGCCUCUUCUUUAUACAAUUAACUUAACCAUAAGAGAGUACAAUACAUUUGUAUUAUGCCAGUACCAGUUAUAACAUUCGAAUGAUAU
Molecule: messenger RNA, 1558 nt
Organism: Daucus carota subsp. sativus
Lineage: Eukaryota; Viridiplantae; Streptophyta; Magnoliopsida; Apiales; Apiaceae
Product: phosphatidate cytidylyltransferase 1-like
Exons: 11
Coding region: 52-1302 (416 amino acids)
Cellular component (GO): endoplasmic reticulum membrane
Molecular function (GO): phosphatidate cytidylyltransferase activity
Source: RefSeq, a predicted model, not a curated record